This is a messenger RNA of Orussus abietinus, 7449 nucleotides long. It is a transcript of the gene Smurf, whose product is annotated as E3 ubiquitin-protein ligase SMURF2. Lineage: Eukaryota; Metazoa; Arthropoda; Insecta; Hymenoptera; Orussidae. The record is from RefSeq and is a predicted model, not a curated record. Bases 161 to 2956 code for a protein of 931 amino acids. Gene Ontology annotation, molecular function: protein binding; ubiquitin protein ligase activity. Gene Ontology annotation, biological process: negative regulation of BMP signaling pathway; ubiquitin-dependent protein catabolic process. The transcript has 12 exons.
CAUCUUGCGCUCGUUGCGCACAACCUCGGUAAAAGUCGCGUUUUUUGUCGGGACUGCCCUUCGGGACGGCCGUUCCGGUGUGGGGCUGCGGUUAAACAGUUUUAUUUACCAGCGGGAGAGUGCCGAAUGGUCGGUGGGACGCGUUAAAUGUGCGGCGAACAUGUCGAAUCCGGGCGGUAGCAGGAGGAACGGGGCCACGAAGAUCAGGCUUACGAUCUUAUGUGCCCGCAAUCUUGCCAGGAAAGAUUUGUUUCGCUUUCCUGAUCCAUUUGCGAAGAUAACGGUGGAUGGCUCUGGGCAGUGUCACAGCACUGACACUUGCAAAGCGACGCUGCACCCUAAGUGGAAUCAGCACUAUGACUUGUACAUUGGGAAGAACGAUGGCAUCACGAUAUCAGUUUGGAACCACAGAAAGAUUCACAAGAAACAAGGAGGUGGAUUCCUCGGAUGCGUUCGGCUGCUCUCCAAUGCGAUUCAAAGGCUUAAAGAUACUGGAUAUCAACGACUGGACCUUUGCAAAGCUCGUUCCGACGACCCUGAUGUCGUCAAAGGGCAGAUAGUGGUUUCUCUGUUAUCUCGCGAUGGCCACAAUGGUGCUGUCAGCAACACGGUUGGACAUAACGCAGUUGUCGACGUUCUGGGAGAUUUAAGCUGCCCUACGGACCUCCCCGAUGGCUGGGAGGAAAGAAGAACGCAGAGUGGGCGCUUGUAUUACGUCAAUCAUUACACCAGAACUACGCAGUGGAUCCGUCCAAACGCUCGGCCUAGUAACGCGAUAAUACCAACUACUCCAGAGCCACCCCCAGCACCCUCUUCGGAGCCUGCGUCACCAAGCUCUCCGGGUGUUAGUAGCCCUUCAUCAAAUGUCAGGAACGACAGUCCUCUUAGAGCGACACCUGACAGGAAUGGGGAAUCGACACCAAGCAGAACUCCCAGCAGAGACAGCUCUGUCCAGGAGACUCCGAGGAGUACCCCUACGCAGCAGCAAAACCAAAAUUCCACUCCGACUCAGGGUCAGCAGAGUCAGGCGAACCAACAGAAUGCUAGGAACACGCCACCUCCUUCUGCAGUUAGGGAACGCAGAACUCCUAGGAGCCCGGAGGAGCAGAACGGUAACCAGAAUGCGAGUCAAAAUGCGAACGCGAACCAAAAUUCGAGGCCCGAUAGGGCCUCGAAUGGAAAUCAAAUACGACGACCCAGUCGACCAGGCAGGAACAGAAGCGGCCCUCCUGCUUCUGGGGAGAGGAGAAGCGACGUGCAGCCUCCGGAUUUACCGCGUGGAUACGAAAUGAGGAAGACCCAGCAAGGUCAGGUGUACUUUUAUCACGUACCAACUGGCGCCUCUACGUGGCACGAUCCUAGAAUCCCCCGAGAUUUGCCGGCUAAUGAAUUAGCCAACGAAUUAGGACCUCUGCCCAGUGGCUGGGAGAUGCGCCAAACUCAGAGCGGUCGAGUUUACUUCGUGGACCACAACAAUCGGACUACGCAAUUUACCGAUCCCAGGCUGUCCAGUCAAAUCAUCGACAAUUUAUUAAAAAGGCAGACAAACAAUGCCAGCAAUAACACGAGUCCCCCUGCAGCCAGCAAUACGAGUAACUCCACUCCGACAAGAACAGAACAGUCUGUCCCUGCGGAGGCUACCUCACCUGUGAGUCCAUCGAACCCAAGCCAGCGAAGGGCCAGGUCUGAGGGUGCGAACAACAAUAACUCCAUGACGCAAGAAACUGUGCCUGUUGAAAACCCCCAAACAGUAUCGGACCUACCAAAGGAACUUAUGGAGAGCGAAUUGCUGCCUAAGUACAAGAGGGACCUAGUCGCGAAACUAAAGUGUCUCAGGGCUGAGUUGAACGUUCUUCAGCCACAGAGCGGCCACUGCAGGUUGGAGGUCUCGAGGAACGAGAUAUUCGAGGAGUCGUAUCGACUGAUCAUGAAGAUGCGGCCUAAGGACAUGAGGAAGAGAUUGAUGGUGAAGUUCCGAGGAGAAGAGGGCCUUGACUACGGCGGGGUCGCCAGGGAAUGGCUUUAUCUCUUAUCACACGAAAUGCUGAACCCUCAGUACGGCCUCUUCCAGUAUUCCAGGGACGACAAUUACACCCUGCAGAUCAAUCCCGAUUCCGGAAUCAAUCCGGAGCACCUCUCUUAUUUCCACUUUGCUGGGAGGAUCAUCGGCAUCGCCGUUUUUCACGGCCAUCAUAUCGACGGAGGCUUUACCACUCCUUUUUACAAAAUGCUGUUGAAUAAGGCGAUCACUCUCAGCGACAUCGAAGGAGUCGAUCCGGAACUCCACAGGAGCCUCACGUGGAUGCUGGAAAACAGCAUCGACGGCGUCUUGGAGGCGACCUUCUCCGUCGAGCACAGCAGCUUCGGGGUCUUGAAGAAUCACGAGCUGAAACCUGGAGGAAAGGACAUCGCCGUUACCGAGGAGAACAAGCGCGAAUACGUUCGACUUUACGUCAAUUAUCGGUUCAUGCGAGGUAUCGAGCAACAGUUUUUGGCCCUGCAGAAGGGAUUCCACGAACUGAUACCGCCGCAAUUGUUGAGGCCCUUCGACGAGCGGGAACUGGAGCUCGUGAUCGGCGGCCUGGGCACGAUCGACAUCAACGACUGGAAGAUGCACACCAGGUUAAAACACUGCACCCCGGACACGCCGGUCGUCAAGUGGUUCUGGCAGAUCGUCGAGUCCUACGGCGAGGAGAUGAAAGCGAGGCUCUUGCAGUUCGUCACGGGAAGCUCUAGGGUGCCUCUUCAGGGGUUCAAGGCUCUUCAAGGCUCGACGGGGGCGGCGGGUCCGCGUCUCUUCACGAUCCACGCAGUGGACGCGCCUAGCGAGAACCUGCCGAAGGCCCACACGUGCUUCAACCGAAUCGACAUACCCCAGAGCUACCCGAGCUACAGGAAGAUGCUCGAUAAGCUGACCCAAGCCGUCGAGGAGACCUGCGGAUUCGCCGUGGAAUGAGCUCGAAGCUCUCGCCGAGGGCGAGAUUGAAACGAAUCGUUCGAGAGGGUCGCGAAACUCCCUCGGGAGGAAAUGGUGCAAGGGAUGAGCUGAUACUCGACAGCCUUUGCCUUUCCCUGAGAUAAGGGACAAGCGAAAACGCCCAAGGCUCGUUUUCCGACACUCCGACCUCGGAAUUAACCCUUUAUUUCGCGUUUAAGAUGGCCUGAAUUAGGAAUUUCGAGGGCGAGGGGGAGCUCAGUCGAUUAUAGGCUAAGCUACGAUGUCUGCGGUUAGGAUAGUUAGUCUUCAGAGCCUAGAUUAUGGUUUCUGUUAACUCUUUGGAUGCUGCCAGGCUGAGGACUUCGAUGGUUCGAACCUGGGGGAAAUUUAAUCGACUGUUAUCGGAGGGAUUUUUGAACACUGGUUGGAUUUGGAGGCGACUCGUGAAUGGUGCCGGCGUCUGCAGGGGUUUUUAAUGCGAGGCCUGGCAUUAUUUACGGUCGCCUUAAUACUGUAGAGACCUUAAGGUCGAGGUUGAGAAUUAUCUUGAAGGUUUCUCGACCCUUAAUGGGAGGGAAGGGGUCGAGUGGUUGUUGUGCCUGAACUAUUCGCGUUGAAGAGUAUUGUACAUGUACUGAGAUUUUUAAGGGCGUGCCGGCCGGCACCUCGAUAUCGAUUUACCACGUAAUGAUAUAUAAUAUAUUGAUAAAUUUAAUAUAACGAAGCGAGACAAAUAAUUAAUCGUGUAGGAAUUAAUGCGCGAUCGUUUUGCGGAGCAGCUCGGGGCCGUCCUAGGAGAGCGGAAGUGCCUUUCGGAAAACGAGCCUUCGGUCGGGUUUAGGCUUCCGUUUCCGUUUCCGGCGAUUCUCCGGAAGCUUAGGUCCCAGGGCGAGGGACGGGAUUUCUCUGGAAAUGCUCGAAACUCGAUACGCUAUCAUGGAAGGCGCUAAUUUCGCGGUCUGAACAUCUCUUUAGAUACUACGUCGAGAUUUUCUGUUAAACUCGUUUUGUUAGAAUUAUUCGAGCCUAGUCGAAAAACCAUAACACCUCAUUAUGAAUAUUAAUGACAUCUUGCCAUUAUUUUUAUUUUUAAUUUUUUUUUUGGUACAAGGAAGAAACCAUUUUUAUUCAUUAAUUCACUUAAUCGUCGAAAGUAGACAGAGUUUCACUCCGAAUAUGUUAAACAACGUUCAGGUGUUAUUUACUAGACUUUGCAAUAUAAUUCAAGGAGUUUUGCAGAAAAUCUCGGCAAAGUUCGAGACCGUAGUCCCGCUUGCGGUUUCCCUCUCUGGGAAUGUAAAUAGUUUAGCGAAGCUUAAUGUAAAAUGGGGAAAAAAAAAAAGAAGGAAAGUAGAAGGGAAACUCGUUAAACGACGUGCCUGUUUCGGGUAUCUCUUUAACGAGCAUGUAUAUCGGUAUAAGGCGACGCGCAAAUUUAGCUUUAAUAUAAAGAUCGCAGAUAUUUAAGGAGAGAGAAUCCAUCGACGAUCUGAUCUUGAUCGAAAUCAUGCCGACCGUUCGGGCCCAAAUCAGGAUAAAAAAUAGUAUCUCUUCGGCAACGCCCAAAAAUCAAAAUUGCGCACAUUCGAUAAUAUGUCCCUUGGCAUAAGAAAUGGAGUCCAUGACCAUAUCUCUGUAAUUACAAGUAUUUUUAAAUCAAAUUUCAAUCACUCCUUCUCUUGUGCUAAACGACAUAUGUCAGUAUCCGAUUUUUGCGUGAUUUUUAAUUUUUAGGUGUGUGAUCUUUUUGGCGAGCAGAGUCUUUUGUCUUAAUCCAGAAAUAAAUAUUUAUCGAAUCGAUGUGCCGAAUUUUGGCGUUAAGUAUUCGGUGUCGUUCGCGCAGACUUUUAAAUGUACUUGGCGCGAAACUCGGUAGAGUACCCUGAUUAUUUUACUCGAAUGGUCGAGCAAGUUUUGGAGUUAUUGUUUUCGGAUAGUAUUGCCGUUUAUUUGUUUCCAGUUUCCUCGCGAGUUCGCAAAUCAUGUCGGAAAUUGUUCUCUCUCGUUAAUCCAAGCGAAUGCGAAUUUCACACAUCGCGAGUGGAGGGAAUGGCGUUUUUUAUUCCGCUCCGAUCGAGUUUAAUUUUAUUUAGCGACUAACGCAUAUGCGAAAACGCACCUUCGUCCUUGCUUUAACGGAGUAGGGAGGCACGGAUUUUUUUUAAUUCUCUAUUUAUAAUACCGCGCAUUCGUUACUCUUGUUUUUUUUUUUCUUUUACGGCGGUGCGAAGGAUUUCUCGCUGUGAUCGAUUUAUACGUAAUCGGAUAUUUUACCGAUAAGGAUUUAGAAUUGAUUUUAUUGCAAGAUGUAGAGCGUUUGUGAUCUUUUGUUUUAGAUAAUUUUAUUAAUUUUGUUUGUUAACUAGGUAAUGCUCUCUUUGAAUUUAAUAUAUUCUCACCGCCGAUUGUCGAAGAUAAGAGAUAUAGUUAUUGUUUAAAAUUAUCAGAUUGCAGGGAGGAUAUAAAAGUUUUUGGAAAGAAUUUUUUUAAUUUACGUUAUCGGGAAUCCAAUUGCUGCGUUAAUUAAGAGACAUUUUUCGCACCGCUGUUCUUAUACUGUAAUUAAUGUUCGCACGGUCUACCGUUUUUUUUUAUAUAUAUAUACAUAUAUACACACGCAUAUAUAUAUUAAUUCAACUAAUUACUGUCAUCGUCGUCAUCGUCACUCUCGCGUCAUCCUGAUUAUCGAGCGUAAUUAUGCGGUACCAUCCCUGUAGAGCGUUUAAUUACUUAAGGAAGUAUUUUUCGUCUUCACUGGUGAUAUCGGGAAAUACUUCCUACAGUUGGUGUUAUCAGUCUACCGGGAAUGUAAUAGAUGUCAGAUCGUCACCGUGGCUCUUAGCUGUGAUUAAUCGUCAUAUCGAAAGGAGAGUCGAGGAAUCGAAAAGUUGUAGCCUUUAUCAAUUGACGUUUGUCGCUGAUGACAGUUUAAAAUCACGACAUGUAUAACCGAGUCCGAGAACAAGCCAAUAGAUUCCUCGGUUCCAGGAGAAAGUUCCACUUUCCCCUGGUCCGAAGGAAUUAUAGACUUACUGGAAACCAAUGGAUAUUCCGUAUUUACUGCACAAUUCGCUGUUUAGUGGUUGUUUAAAACUAGCCAAACGGAUUUUUUCUUCUCCAUCGAGGAAGAAACGUAAUUGGUUAACUGAGAUCAGCGUCCACGGCUUAAGUAGAUUUAAAGACAGGAAGUAUAGCGCCGUCUAGCGAGCCUCUCUGGCUGCGGCGUGAUGACGUCACGUGGAAUCCAGCCAAUGAGAGCGCUCGCUUUCCGUUGGGUCGAAUCGACCGACGCCGUAGUAACCGCCUCUCCUCGUCUUUAUACUCUUCGUUCCAUCCCCUCGAAAUAUUAGUGGAACUAGGAACGCCCGAUCGCCGGUCGCGUUACCGGAAUCUCUAGUACAAAGAAGACGAACGAUCGAGAGUCGCGCCCAACGUCCGACAUUUUCCAAAAGUGCCUUGGACGAGUCGGCGGCGAUUGGCAGGGCGUCUAGGCGCAAAAUUCAAAGGCGACCCUAUUAACCGCGCGAGUUCACGUUGCAUUUGCUUCGAGGUAAUGUAUCCGAAAUUUCACGAAUGUGAGAGUACUUUCCAAUUGUUAGAUUACAUCUCGUGUAGCCUAACAAGAGGAGAAGUGAGAAAAUCUAGGUUUCGUUAGAUAUUGGUUGUAAAUUAAUUGUUUGCCGCGCUGGGCACGCGCGAGGAGAGCUCUUCUCUCAUUGGCCAGUCAGCGUCACGUGACGCGGCCUUGGGCGCCAUUUUGAAAUCCUGGAUACUAUCUCGCGUUAGCGCUUUUAAAAAGACGCCGCGGAAUUCCCUCGACGCCCUCCGUGCACCCGUGAACAUAUCCGAGAGAUUUGUUAAAGUUGUCCAGAAGGCGGCCAAUAGGAAUCGUUGGCUCUCUUCUCUUGUCUCUCUUUUUUUUUCUCCCUCUCCCCUCGCGCCGUGGCACGCCGAAGAGUAAUCACGAAACUGUUAUCUCUAUUAUCAGUUAGGGGCUGUCCACGGUAGUCACCAGUAUAAAUUGUAAAGUAUACAAAUCUUAAGUCAUACGACUUGGUAGACGUAAGUUUAUGAACAAAGGGUUAACAUGAGCUGGAUAAUGUUCUCAAAUUUCGGGUUUCUCGGCUGUCUUUUUUCCUUUUCCAAAUUUCACUUCAAAACUACUUUAUGGUGUUUCAAUCCAAUUUUCAAUUCAACAUUGUACGUUACAGCGUGGAUUAUUUAUUUACAGAAAAUUUCUCCGGUUUCCAAUUUUACUCUUUAACAAGAUCGGUGACUUGUGGACGGCAAUGUCUUCAGGCCACGUUAACUCGUUACACAUAUAUAAUAUAUAUAUUAUAUAUGCACAAUAUAUGUUGUAUAUAUAAUAUACAAACACACGUAAACACGAUAUCAUCGCGCGGAACGCUCGAGCAACGACAAUUAUUGUACAUAGACCCUUUCCUUUUGUAUUUUGGAUGAAAUGUAUAUUUUAAUAAAAUAUCCAAAACCACGAGGUAGAUGGAAAGUGA